Molecule: messenger RNA, 1657 nt
Organism: Linum trigynum
Lineage: Eukaryota; Viridiplantae; Streptophyta; Magnoliopsida; Malpighiales; Linaceae
Source: the annotation of a GenBank genome assembly
CACGAUUUCUUUCUAGGAGCUAGCCGUUAAACCAGCCACUGUAAUCACAGCAGCAGGGGAACGCUCCCCCUUUCCCUAACCAUCCAUGAUCAUCGUCUUCCCUUUCACACCCACCGCCCCAGCACCACACAUGGUUUCCUAGAAAACCUCGCCAAAAAAAACCCACUAAAACCCACUCUCACUCACUCUUACCUUGCGACUCUGUUCUCUGAAAAAAUAGAGAUGUCUGAUUUCGGCUUCGGGAACCUCUCCGACACCGACGAUUCCGCCGUCGAGGAGCUCAUCUCCCAGACCCGAGACCUCUGCGUCCUCGAACAAGUCUCCAAAAUCAACUGCUCCGACUUCAACGAUUCGCUUCUCCCCUCCGAUUUGGAAACCCGCUUCCGCAAGCUCAAAUCUUUCCCUGUUUCCUCAACCAGACCCGCCGCCUCUGCUUCUACUGGUGUCGUCCCCAAAUCCCUCUCUAAUUCAAAGAGCGAGCUUCAUCGUCGUGGCGGAAGAGGGUUUGAUGAGGGAUUUGAGAGCCCUUCUGACGAUCCCAGAGUGAACACAAGCGAUGGGCAAGUGCCAAAAAUUGCUGCUGCCGCUGCGGCGAAUGUUUCUUCUCCCCUGAAUUCUUUGGCGGAUGAAGAGGGUUUCUCUGAGGAUCCGGGUCCGUGGAAGGGUUCCAAGAAGAAGCAAUCGAAACUUGGGUCUGUUUCCUCUCCUUCUGAUUCCUCGAAUUCCUGUAUUGAAGAUGUUAUUUACUCGCAAUCUGAAGAAAGGGCGGCUGUUGGGAUGACGAGGAAGAGCUCGAAUUCGAACUCAAAAUUGAAGUCCAAGCCUUUUAUUGGUUCUCCUUUGGGCUCGUCCAAUUGCUCCAGGGAUUCGCCUUCUCCUCCACGGAGACCAGGAUGCUUUUGGUGCUCUCCGAAGAAACCCACCAGUAAGAAGAGUAAAGAGAAUUGGGAUUUGGGAAACGAUGGAGGAGACGAGUUGUUGACUGAUUUAGGGAUCUUUUCAGAGAAAGAACAGGAGAAGAUACUGAGGAAGGCGAUGAAAGAAGAAGAGAGAAUCAACAAGGAGGCAGUGAAAAUUGUAAAGUGGGCAAAACAGGCUUCAGCCAGGAGGAGCUAUCAUGGGACUGAAGAUGAUGAUGAUCUCAGUGAUGAUAAUGCGACUUCAAAAUAGUUUUGCUAAAUGUUUUCCCUUUCCAUUUGGCUUGCAUAUCGUAUCAGUUCAUACAUGGAAGAAAUGGUGGACACGUUAUACAUAUAUAGUAGUGUUAGUAUAUUAAUGUGGUUGGAACAAACAUAUAGAAGUACUUGCGUUCUAUUCUUUCUUUUGGCUGUAAUGCUUGCUUACUACAAACUGGAUGUCUUUUAUUGUGUUGGUGAUCUUCUUGUGCCAAUUUUGCUGUAUAUAGCAACAAGCUAAGUAGGGUGGGUGCUGAUUGAUUUGUCCGUCCUUCCAAAACUUGGUUACUGAAUUGGUUGCUUUGGGACUCUUUAAGUUCUAACACCCAAGCUCUGUUUUACCUCUGUUGCGGUAUGUUUGUGGUGGCAAGCAAUUACAUUGCUUUUUUUUUUUAUAACCAAUCUAAAUAUUAUUGAUUAAGGUGGCAAAAUGGCAUUACAGUCCUUCAGCAGUUACUGAACAAUGAAAAUAGAAGGUCUAU